Lates calcarifer (barramundi perch) is the source of this 1528-nucleotide messenger RNA. RefSeq names its product transcription factor HES-5. Gene Ontology annotation, cellular component: nucleus. Gene Ontology annotation, biological process: regulation of transcription by RNA polymerase II; anterior/posterior pattern specification; regulation of neurogenesis. Gene Ontology annotation, molecular function: RNA polymerase II cis-regulatory region sequence-specific DNA binding; DNA-binding transcription factor activity, RNA polymerase II-specific; protein dimerization activity. The record is from RefSeq and is a predicted model, not a curated record. NCBI's taxonomy places the organism in Eukaryota, Metazoa, Chordata, Actinopteri, Centropomidae. Bases 1 to 747 code for a protein of 248 amino acids. The transcript is spliced from 2 exons.
AUGUGGCAGCUCUGCGUUCCUCAAAGCCCUUCCCAGUGCUCUCAUUGGCCCGUGGACUGUGAGAAACUCCAACAAGCCCAAGACCCACACAUUCAUAUGGAGAUUUGGGCGUAUAAAUACAGGGUAGAGGCAGAGGAGAAGGCAGCUCAGAUUCAACUGGCUCUUCAAACCGAGCAGGAACACUCUCACUCUACAGCUAUGGCUCCCACUGUUUUUGGACAAGCAAGCUACUCUAAGGAACACCUGACUCCUGCUCAUAAGCUGAGAAAACCAAUGGUGGAGAAACUGCGCAGAGACCGCAUCAACACCAGCAUCGAGCAGCUGAAAUCCCUGCUGGGUCCAGAGUUCCUCAGGCAACAGCCCGAUUCCAAGCAAGAGAAGGCGGACAUCUUGGAGAUGGCCGUGUCCUAUCUGAGAAGCUGGCAGCAGCAAAAGCAGCAGCAGCAGCAGCAGCAGCAGCAGCAGCAGCAGCAGCAGCAGCAGCAGCAGAUUAGUGUGACCUCUGGCCUGGCGACGGCCAGUGACGGCUACUCCCGCUGCGUGCAGGAGGCCGUCAGCUUCCUGUCCCACUGUGAGGUCCAGACUCAGGCCCACAGGCGGCUGCUCAGCCACUUCCAGGGCUUGCAGGCGUCCAGCAGGACCAGCCACAGUCCCUGCACCCCCUCGCCUCCUGGCUCUCCUCUCCAUCAGGUCAGCUCCAGCAAAGGUGUGAGCCAGGCUGGCUGUGGUCUGUGGAGGCCCUGGUAGGACAGAGGCAGCAUCACCUCCACCCAGAGAGAAAGAGAACUACGUCUGUGAAGGUCACGGACAGAAAGUUGAAGACUCACUGAAGUCUGUUUCCUUCUGCUUUGGCAGGAGAUUGAAUAUUGUUGAGUGUUUUACUAGUGUGGCAAAAUGGGUUGAAUGUCCCAGUAUUCCUUUGGAAGGACUGAAAUGAUUCAGGUUUUACUGAAUAUUUACAUCAUGUGUAUACACAUUAUAAUACUACUCUACAUAAUUUAGAGUGUUCACUGUGAUUGUGUCAAUUGUUCCCGUGGAAAAGCUGAAUUUUGUUUGUUUUGCAAACAGCACUGAAUUAUCUUGUUGUGAAACCCAUGUUGGGUGAAAACUAUUUUAGUGUUUGAGACACUGUUUGACUGAUGUGUUUAAACCACUGUCUAUCUUUGAUGCUGAGUAUCACUGACUGAUCUGUUUCAUUAGUUUGGUGCUAAUGAAUCAGCAACAUCCCAUAAAUGGAUCCCAUGGAUCCACUUUUACUGUAAAUCUAGUUAUGAUUACACUUUAUGAUGACUAUUUGUAACCAUUAUUUGGCCAAUGUGUGAAAGAGUUUUACUGCUGAAAUUGUACCUAUUGACUGUUCAGUUGUGAUGUUCAUAAUAGAUGUUUUUUUUCAUCCUCAAAUGAAUACCUUUUAUAAAGGCAUUUUAUGUUGACAUCAAUCUGUUGGAUUGCUUCCUUUAGAAGUUUGUUUUUGACUAUGAAAAAAAUAAAUGGAAAACUUCACAUGAAGUUUUGCAAACAUAAAUAA